This is a messenger RNA of Strongylocentrotus purpuratus (purple sea urchin), 812 nucleotides long. RefSeq lists its product as uncharacterized. The record is from RefSeq and is a predicted model, not a curated record. Lineage: Eukaryota; Metazoa; Echinodermata; Echinoidea; Camarodonta; Strongylocentrotidae. The transcript has 5 exons. Bases 186 to 812 code for a protein of 208 amino acids.
UAAACACAUUGGAUUUAAUACGGAUACCAUAGGUGAUCGUUUUUGUUGUGCUUUGGAGCUGUGCGUCAUGUACAUUGUAAAAUGUGAAACGCUGUGAUUUCGGAAGUUAGUUAUUGAUUACAUUGGUUUCAAACUUGCGGCUGGAUUUAACACCUUGUAUCAACUGUUUUUAAAGAUCGAUCAGAAUGGCGGAUUUUGUGACAAACCGAGCUGAGAUGAGUGCCCUGGUAAAGAAAUUCCAAUCAUACGGAAAUGACAGCAUGGCUUACUCAAGAGAUCACUUCGAAAAAAAUAAACGUGAAGAACGCUGUGAGUUACAGGGAGGUCGACUAAACUUCUUCGAGAGUGUCACACCUGAUCACAAUACGACUACCACUGUGGUGGAAAUCGAGAAGAGAAGAGGAACUAACAUACUCAUUCUAAGAUGUGGACCCGGUGGUCGUACGGUUAUAUUCUUGGAAUUUGACUCCAAGAGAUUAACAGACGAAUGGCAGGAGGCACUCUGUCAAUAUACUGGGCAGACACAUGUUCCUAACCCUGCCGUACGAAGAGUGAGGUCUGAGCUACCAGCUGUAGUGCGGAGGAGGAGAUUGAAAAAAACUCGAUCAACCUUUCCUGAUGUCGUCGAUGAACAGGUUGAUUCAGUUUCCUCUGAAUCGGAAUCGGAUUCAGAUUCUGAACAAGUUGAAGUUUCCUCGCAGUCGGAAUCGGAAUCUCCCCAAGAAGCUCCUCCAAAUUCCAGCCAUGACAGCUUGCUUAAUGCUGAUCUCAGGUUUGUAAUUCUUAUCAAUAUUCAUUUAGUGGUCAUGUAA